Messenger RNA from Durusdinium trenchii, 1377 nucleotides. NCBI's taxonomy places the organism in Eukaryota, Dinophyceae, Suessiales, Symbiodiniaceae. The record is from the annotation of a GenBank genome assembly.
AUGGUGGUUCACUGGGAGUAUGAAGGUGUUUGGAUUCUGAGACAGGCUCCCGAUGCAGACCCUGACUACGUCUCGGGAGAGUUCGGUACCAAGUGGCUGGGGGAGCUCAGCCGGUGGUGGUUCGAAGGUGCUGGUCGUGGGCUGAAGCGACCUGUCGACCUGUCGACGUUGACGGAUCGCAGGGCAGGACCGAUGAAGGUCGUGGCCAAAACAGGGCAGCUUGCAGGAGUUGACAAGGCUGUGGUCAACUUGGCAGUGAAGGUUGCCAAGGACGAUGUGAGAGUACGAAAAGCAGAAAGAUCGCAAAAGACACAGCCCUUCUCUAUUGCGCAAAAAGAUUUGUGGGCAAAAUUUGAUCGAGCAAUCGUCCCUGGCGUUGGGGAAACCCAGGCUGCGGCGAAGGCCCUCAGCGAAGGGAAGGCCCUCGCUUGGCGCGAAGAAGACUAUGACUCGAUGCCCAUCCCUGUUCUUCGUCGCCAAGAGACCCUGAGCCGCGCCGUUCGCCGUCGUUUCGCCUCGCGGAGUCGUGGAGAGCUCGGGAGAGAGCGCUCGGCAGCCGACGCUUCGUUCGAGCGUGACAACGUGGUAGCGAGGGCGCUCCGGGUGCGCUUCUCCGGAUCGGGACCACUUCUUCGGGUCCGCGACCCCGCGACCCCUCGGACACCGGUGAAGCCGCACAACGAGUGGUGGAAGGACGACCUUAUCUUCCGCUCGGGCCCCGCGUCCGGAACUGCUGCCAGUUCCACUGCCAGCGCCACGGCAAUUCCAGCGCUGGCAAAAGCAGAGGCUGAAGCCGCUGAAGCGGCGAGUCCCGCCCACGGCCAGUUCGACAUCGUGGACACGUUCUCGGAGCGGGCGGAGGAGUCCUCGCCGCCGAGGCACGCUUUGCCCGAGCGCAUGGAGGCCGAACUGCCAGCACCGAAGGAAGUGGAGGCAGCAGAGGUUCCGAAGGCGCUGACGGCCACAGGCGAAGAGCUUGUGAAGGCCAUUGAGGCCGAGGAUUGGUGUAGCGCCGAGAAGAUUCUGACGGAGAGGCCAGAGGACUGCGACGUGAACGCGCGCACCAGCGACUGGAACUAUUGCCUCCUACGCGCUGCCGCGGAGGAAGGCGCCUCCGAGACGUGUCGCAAGCUGCUGGAGCACCAGGCUGACGUGAAUGCUCGGGACCAGAAUAACAUGACGGCCUUGAUGGGUUGCAUCGUUGGAGGUGACUACCACGACAUCGUCCGAAUGCUCUUGGAGGCCCGAGCAGAUGGUGCGGCCGUCACCGACGACGGCUUCACGGCGCUCAAGUGGGCGACCAGGCUGAACCGGAAGGAGUCGGUGGAGCUCUUGCGCUCGGUCGGGAUGCGUGGCGAAGCCUCCGCGUUUUCCUGA